CUGCGGGAGCCGCGCCGGCUGCUGCCAUGGCUCAGUCUCCCUGCCCCGGGGAGCGCCGGGGCGUCCCUUCACCCCCGGCCGGGCGGGCGGGCGGAGGAAUGUGCCGAGGCCUUGGGAAGGGCCAGUCAGCCGCGUGAUUAUCCCCAUAACAACGGGAGCCAGGGGCCGGUCGCCCGGGGAGCAGUGAGCGGCUCUGGGCAAGCGGGACCCGCCUGGAAACCAAGCGGGAGCGGGCCAGCCGGGGCGCGCCUCUCCCGCCGCCCUGGGAGCUGCCAGGCCCUCCCGGGCCAGGAGGGGGCUGCACCUCCCGCUCGCUGCCGUUUCAGGACAGGGCUGGCCUGUGGUUCCCCCCUCCCCCAGUAAAUGCCUCAGGGAAAUCAUCGCUUCUUCCUCGUGUGGGGUGGGGUGCAGGAUAUGGCUUCCGUGCCACCUGAAUUUCUGUGCAAAACUGGUGCAAAAGAUGGCAGUGACCUCGCCCCUCUCUGGGGCAACAGGUGGAGACGAGGGCAUGGUCCUCACCAGGGCCGACUCCGGGGUUUUUGCCACCCCAAGCAGUGGAAAAAAAACACUGUUGCCAUCAGCUCUACCACCGCCACUUUAGAAUUUGGCAGCUGGGCCUUUGCUCCAAAAGGAAGUGAGGGACCCGUCCGAAGAGCCAGGCAUGCUGCCCCUCUCUGUUGGCUGUCCCAAGCACCUGCUUGCUGGGCUGGUGCCUGGAGUUGGCCCUGGUCCUCACUAGAAUUUCCAGCCAUUGCAUCAACUGCAGAGAAGUAAAAACACAAUUAACACCUGAUGUGGCAGAAGUAGUGCUGUUCUGAAGAGCUGCCAUUACAAAUGCUUCCCUUGAGACCCAAACUCUUGGCUGCGGAAGAUCUCUGGGUCUCAAACAGGCUUCCUUGUGAACAGCGUUUUGGACAGGAAAUCCCAGCACAGAAUUUACAUGCACUUAAGGAAAUAUGCUAUGAGGAAACAGCUUGUUCCAAACAGUACUUAAAAGGAACCAUGGAGGAACUGCUGUAUCUAAGAACAAAAAGAUGGUGACUUCUGAAAAUUACAUCACCAAAUGAGGAACCCACAAAGAAGACAUAACUUCUACUUGGCGGCACCUGACUUGCUGGAUCCCAAAUCUGCCACUCAGAACUCCAAACCACGGCUAUCAUUUUCUACAAAACCCACAGUGCUCUCAUCACGAGAGGAAUGUGAUUCAGCUAUUAAUGUUAUGAAAUGGAAGACGGUCUCAACGAUUUUUCUGGUGGUUGUUGUAUAUUUAAUAAUUGGAGCUACUGUCUUCAAAGCCCUGGAACAGCCACAUGAAACUUCUCAAAGAGCCACCAUUGUGAUUCAGAAGCAGACAUUUGUAUCUGAGCAUUCUUGUGUGAAUGCAUCGGAGCUCGAUGAACUAAUUCAGCAUGUAGUGGCAGCAAUAAAUACAGGAAUCAUACCUUUAAGAAACACAUCUCAAAUCAGUCACUGGGACUUGGGAAGUUCCUUCUUCUUUGCUGGCACUGUUAUUACCACCAUAGGCUUUGGGAACAUCUCGCCACGUACAGAAGGUGGAAAGAUAUUCUGUAUCAUCUAUGCCUUAUUGGGAAUUCCUCUGUUUGGUUUUCUGUUGGCUGGAGUUGGAGAUCAACUAGGGACCAUAUUUGGAAAAGGAAUUGCCAAAGUAGAAGAUACAUUUGUUAAAUGGAAUGUGAGUCAGACAAAGAUUCGCAUCAUAUCAACAAUAAUAUUCAUAUUGUUUGGCUGUGUGCUGUUUGUUGCUCUUCCUGCCGUAAUAUUCAAGCAUAUAGAAGGCUGGAGCACACUAGAUGCAAUUUAUUUUGUAGUUAUCACUUUAACUACCAUUGGAUUUGGUGACUAUGUUGCAGGGGGAUCAGAUAUUGAAUACCUUGAUUUUUACAAGCCAGUGGUAUGGUUCUGGAUCCUUGUAGGACUUGCUUAUUUUGCUGCUGUCCUGAGCAUGAUUGGAGACUGGCUAAGAGUCAUAUCAAAAAAGACAAAGGAAGAGGUGGGAGAGUUCAGAGCUCACGCUGCCGAAUGGACAGCCAAUGUCACGGCAGAGUUCAAAGAAACCCGCAGGCGUCUAAGUGUGGAGAUUUAUGACAAGUUUCAACGGGCUACCUCCAUCAAAAGGAAGCUCUCUGCAGAACUCGCUGUCAACCACAGUCAAGAUCUGACCCCUUGCAAGAGAACCCUGUCAGUCAACCACCUCACCAGCGAGAAGGACAUCUUGCCUGCUCUAACAAAGACAGACAGCAUUUAUAUGAAUGGUUUGACUCCUCACUGUGCGGCAGAAGAUAUUGCUGUGAUUGAAAACAUUAAGUAGUGCUGACUUUGGAUGCCGAUCCUUGGAGAAGCUCUUGGCUUAAACUAGCCAUAUACUUCCUUUUUUUCCUAUCCAUGAUUGAUGCUAGUAGCAUUUUAUACAUGUGCAUGAGUUCAACAGAAACCACCACAAUAGCGAUUCAGUGUCACCAUCAUAUCUCUUCAGACACGAGAUGAAUGGAAUUUCUGUUGUUGAUAGAUGCUGGAGCAAGCAACAUCCAAUGCCUUUUUGUGCUCAGACUGUUGUUCAUUUCUCCUAAUGUGCCAUAUGGCCUAAAGAAUGAAUUAUAUUUGUUUAUGUUAACAAUGUAGCUUUGAGGGAUCAGUCCUUAAAUUUUCAGGGUCUACCUUACUGAGCCUAGGAAUGGACCAUUUAUGGACUACAACACAUUUGUAAAUGGCAAGAAAUUCUUAUGCAGCCUUUUACCUAAGAAAUUUUUGUCAGUGCCUUAUCUUUUGAAGAAACAGAACCUCUAUAACUCUUGUAUGGUUUGUGUUUGUUUGUUUAUUUGUUUUUUGCAUGAGUAAUGUAUUUCAUUUGAGCUUUCAUCUUGCCUGAAAUGAUGACGUUUUAAAGGUGUCUUUAGUGAAGAUACCAGCUUUGAGAAUGGAUGCCAAAAAUCAACAGACAUCAAAGCCACACUCCUAAAUCUAGCUUUAAAGGCACUGCAGUUACAAGAGUUGCAAAAAUGUCCCCUGGAAAUAUUUAUUUUACUCACAUCCAAGUGAUGCAUGCUCACACUAUAUUAGAACCAGACCUGUAGGGUUUAUGGAUCCAUUUUGAGUUUUAUUUUUCAAGCAUUGUUCAGCAAUGUUAUCCCAUGUGUCAGAUUACCAAAAAUCUCCAGUUAUGUGUAAUUAAAUUAUUUGCUAGAUGACAAGAGCAAGUAGAAGUUAAUACUAUGUGGAAAUGUUUUAAAUUGAUGCAUUCUAAUAACCAUACUCAUGAAAACAUUACAGAAAAAUACCACAGCAAUUUCUAAUAAUCAUAAAUCUGCUCCCAGAAAGUUACUCUACGAAAAGAAUUUUAAACUUUUUAUUUAAGCCGAGUCACACCAGGCACCUACUGGAUCCUACUGGAGUGCUUUCCUGAAUGUCACACUGUACAUUGGUUGCCUACGCCGGAACUGUGACUGAUGUGGGAAUGCAAUUGAAACUGGUAUCACUGUGACUUUCUACAUAUAAAAUACAGACUUCUCUGAAUACAAUUACAGGCAUGAAGGAAAGCUGAUAAAUAGCACAAUCUGAAUGCUGAUGAUUGUUCAGAUAGGAUAGGCUGACGAUACGCAGAUCUGAAACCAAUCCUUGGGGUUUCUGUGUUUGUUUUAAAGAAAAGCAUUGACUUUAAUUCUAUAUCUGUUGUUUUGUUUAUAGUUGUGUGUGAGAUUCAGAAGGAAUGCAGGAUAAAAACAAGGAAUGGAUAAUUUUGUCUUUUUUAAAUUUUUUCAUAUUUUAGUCUAUGUAAGCUGGCUGUACAUAAAAUGAAUAUAACAGGCCCUAAGGGAAUAAUUUAGGCUCUGUGCAAAUUAAAGAAAAAUUAGACUUUGUUGAUUGGCCAUGACGAAAAUGACAAAUUUGUAGCAUUUAUGACCAUUAGAUAACAUACAAAAUAUGAAUGUUAAUGUUCUGGAUGUUUAAUCUUGUUCUCUGAUUAAUCAAUGCUAUCAGUGUAAAUAUCAGUCAGUUAACAUUUACAGAGAGUAAGCUUUUAAAAUAAGGAAAGUUCCAUGAAAUAGUACCAGGCCAUGCUCUUUUAAAAGAAAAAGACCCCUGUC
Mauremys mutica (yellowpond turtle) is the source of this 4103-nucleotide messenger RNA. It is a transcript of the gene KCNK2, whose product is annotated as potassium two pore domain channel subfamily K member 2. Bases 1064 to 2329 code for a protein of 421 amino acids. Lineage: Eukaryota; Metazoa; Chordata; Testudines; Geoemydidae. The record is from RefSeq and is a predicted model, not a curated record. Gene Ontology annotation, biological process: potassium ion transmembrane transport; stabilization of membrane potential. Gene Ontology annotation, cellular component: membrane. Gene Ontology annotation, molecular function: potassium ion leak channel activity; outward rectifier potassium channel activity. The transcript has 9 exons.